Messenger RNA from Marmota monax (woodchuck), 1789 nucleotides. RefSeq lists its product as uncharacterized. The record is from RefSeq and is a predicted model, not a curated record. Gene Ontology annotation, biological process: virion assembly. NCBI's taxonomy places the organism in Eukaryota, Metazoa, Chordata, Mammalia, Rodentia, Sciuridae.
CAGCUCGAGCUUUUGUAUUAUUUUUGUCCAUGGUCUAGCGCAGCGACUGUACGACUACGCGUGAUCGCUCUGUAUUCUGAGGCAGCUUGAGAAGGAGUUGACGAACUCAGACUUCUCCCCUGCCACCCUGGAAGACGUCCCAGGGAUCAGAGGGGUCCAUUUUUUUGGGACCCCCAGUGUUUCCGAAGGAUACACUGUCCUUUUUGUGGGUGACGGUGGAGUUUCCACUCCCCCUAAGCCAUUAGAUAGUUUCGGUUUGUGCCGAAGCCGCGCAGCGCUUUUUCUGCUUUGUGUGACUUGCGUGUCUAUCUUUCUGUCACUCUGUCUUCCUCUUACUGAAACUAACAUGGGCCAAUCUCUAGUAACUCCUCUGAGUCUCACUCUUGACCAUUGGCAGGACGUCCGGAACCGAGCGGACAACCGAUCGGUGGAAAUUAAGAAGAGAAAGUGGGUCACACUCUGUACCACGGAAUGGCCAACGCUUGACGUUGGCUGGCCCAAAGAAGGGACAUUUAACCUUGAUCUUAUCUUACAGGUGAAAUCACGAGUCUUUAUCCAAGGUCCUCAGGGACACCCUGAUCAAAUACCCUAUAUUGUUACUUGGGAAGAUUUAGCCUUCGACCCACCUCCUUGGGUCGCCCCCUUCUCCCUGCCUAAACUCCCUCUCCGCCCUCUCGAAGCUUCACUUUCGCCUUCCGCCCCACUUAGUCCGGUACCUGCUCCCCCUCCCAAGACUUCUAGACUCUAUCCUAUUCUAAGUAAACCUGAAACUUCAGCACUAUCAGGUGCCAAAUCAAAGAAGGUCUUGCCGCCAGAAGACUCAACUCUAAUAGACCUGAUGACUGAAGAACCCCCACCCUAUCAGCCCCAACCUUUACCAGCCCCUGACCCUGUCCAGGCAUCCUCAGAAGAAGAAGAUCAAGAAGAUCCAACCACCAACACUCCUCUAGGUCCUUCUCCAAUGGUGGGAAGACUCCGGGGGCGACGGGAGCUCUUCACCUCAGGGGACACCUCUAAAGCUUUCCCCCUACGACAGACGGGGGGCCCUAAUGGCCAAUACCAGUACUGGCCUUUCUCUGCCUCCGAUCUCUACAAUUGGAAAACCCAUAACCCCUCUUUUUCUAAUGACCCUGUAGCCCUAACUUCUCUGAUUGAAUCUAUCCUAGUGACUCAUCAGCCAACCUGGGAUGAUUGCCAGCAGCUUUUGCAACUCCUCACUUCAGAGGAGAAGCAAAAGGUUCUCUUAGAGGCUCGUAAAAAUGUGCCGGGGGAUGACGGGCGUCCAACCCAACUCCCAAAUUUGAUAAAUGAAGCUUUUCCCUUGACUCGACCAGACUGGGAUUAUACCACUGGUGCAGGUAGGAACCACCUACGCCUCUAUCGCCAGUUACUCAUAGCGGGUCUCCAUGGAGCAGGGCGGCGGCCCACCAAUUUGGCUCAGACUCACUCACGUGCACUGCAACUGGUCCAGAACGAGGUCUGGAAGCCUUUAGCAGCAGCAUAUAAGGAAGAACUCAAAAACUCCUUGCUACCACAUCCCUUCAAAAUUGGAGACAUCAUCUGGGUACGCAGACACCAGAACAAAAACCUUGAACCGCGAUGGAAAGGACCCUACACUGUCCUGCUGACUACUCCUACUGCAAUCAAGGUGGACGGUAUCGCUGCUUGGGUCCAUGCCUCCCAUGUAAAAGCUGCACAUCCACAAGAUCAGAUGACCACACCCCAGGAUUCAAAAUGGAAGCUGCAGCGCACUCAGAACCCGUUAAAGAUAAGACUUACCCGUUGCUGA